AUGGGUAUCUUGCAUUACUUCGAGUUCAUCGUCGGCCGGCUGUUCUACGCCUGUCGCGGCCAUGAUGCCUACCAAAUCAUACGCACACCAGCUUUUAAAGAAUUUCCCGAGCCAAACAUGACUCUCGAAUCUCCUGAAUGCGGCCCCUCUGGAUCUAAACUUCCUCUUCAUUGCUCUUGUCUGGCGGACGACGGUAGAGGAUAUCUCCCAGAAUUGCGGUGGACUCCGCCGAACUGCCGCGAGCCAGUCGAGGAGUAUGUUUUGAUCUGUGAGGAUGUCGAUGCACCAACCCCAUUUUUCGUCUUUCACCACGGACUCAUAUGGGAAAUUCCUUCCUCAACUCUUUCAGCCAGCAAGGAAGACGUCGAACCAGAUGAGCACGCCAAGAUCUCCCGCCAGACCACUGCCGGUUGGCGAUUUGUUCCAAACAUGCUGGGAACACCCUAUGCCGGUGCCGGCGCACCUUUGGGUCACGGAUCGCACCGCUACGUCUUCACGAUCGUCGCUCUUAAUUCGUCGCUGAAGCUCAAGUAUCCCGAAGAAACCAGUAAGAAGGAUAUGAAACGAGCUAUGGAAGGCAAGGUAAUUGGCUGGGGACAGUGGACCGGAGUCUUUGCGAAGCCUUGGCCUAAAUAG
Penicillium antarcticum is the source of this 636-nucleotide messenger RNA. RefSeq names its product YbhB/YbcL family Raf kinase inhibitor-like protein. Lineage: Eukaryota; Fungi; Ascomycota; Eurotiomycetes; Eurotiales; Aspergillaceae. The record is from RefSeq and is a predicted model, not a curated record. The transcript has a single exon. Bases 1 to 636 code for a protein of 211 amino acids.